CAUUACGCGCAUCCAAUCCAAUGUUGUAUACAGCCGGCGUUCAACCGUCGUAUGAAAAUACCGAUCUGCUCAUGCUACUAUUGGAUAUAAAGAACCCGAAUUGAGAAUAUUCUUCAUUAGUCCCAGAGUGUUCACAAAGAGAGGGUUGAAAUGGCAGCAACAGAAGUAUUAAACGAUGAACAUUUUUUCGAAGGUGUUGAAAAACUUCUUGAAAUUUGGUUCACCACUACUCAUGAAAACUACAAAUCAGCUGAUCUAAGAAGGAUUCCGAGAUCAAAAUUGGAAUCCCUAAUGAAGGUUGUCCGGUGUGAAAUAAUCAGCUAUGUAAAAAAUGACCAAAUCGACGCCUAUGUAUUAAGUGAGAGUUCUAUGUUCGUCUCCAAAAGACGUUUCAUAUUGAAAACUUGCGGCACAACAACGCCUCUGUUGUGUUUGGAGCCACUACUUUUGUUGGCGGAACAAUAUGCCGGGUUUACCGAAGUCGAGGAUCUAUAUUAUUCCAGAAAGAAUUUCAAAAGACCGGAUUUGCAAGUUAUACCACAUCAACAUUUCGAUCAAGAGGUAGCCUUGCUUGAUACCUUGUUUCCAGAUGGGGCAGCGUAUUGUUUAGGCGCGGUAAACAAAGAUUGUUGGUUCCUAUAUACUCUCAAUCCGCUUCCGAAGCGCCUACCCUCUCUACCGAAUCCCGAAGAACCGGAUCAAACUCUGGAAAUUAUGAUGACCGAUUUGGAUCCAGAAAUAAUGUCUAUAUUCACCAAGGAGGAGUGUUUGAACGCUACGGAAGCUACAAAGAAAGCCGGUAUAGAUAAAAUUAUCCCAAACAUGAUUAUAGAUGACUUUCUAUUCAAUCCAUGUGGUUACUCCAUGAACGGAGUCACUAAAAAUGGUUGCUACAUGACUAUCCAUAUCACACCGGAACCUGAUUUUUCGUAUGUCAGUUUUGAGACCAACAUUCCUUCAAGCUCUUACAAAGAAAUCAUCAGCAAUGUAUUGGAGACUUUCAAUCCUGGAAAGUUUACUGUCACCGUGUUUUCCAAUCAAUUGUCACCUAUUAAAGACACCUCGAGAGAACUACUGUUCCUCGAACAAUUGGGCGACUGGCAACGACGGGAUGUUCAACAGUGCAGCAUCAAAAACUACGAUCUCGUCUACGCCUUUUUCUGUCGAUUCCCAAGCUGAGGGUAUCCGGGCGAGCUGUGCGAGUGUACAGCUAACCGCUACCUCACCCAUUUCCUUUCCUCUAAUCCUUUCCCCAACAAAAAUAUUUCUUCCAUUUUACCCCUUCCAUGCAAAUCAUCUCACAAUAAAAUUCCGCAUCUGUUACUUCAUUCAUUUUUGUUGCAUUUCAAUAAUAAUUUUGACGUCGACGAUUUUAAAAAGAAUUUGCCAAAAUCUAUCGUGCCAAGUUUUCUGUUGUAUUAUGGUUAUUCGGUUAUGGCUUGCGCGCUUUUAACAAAGAUCGGUUUGUUCAAAACGAGAAGCCACGAUUUCAUCGACCCUUCGACGCAUAAAACCCUAUUCGGACCGUUUUCGUUCUUCUUCCUCUAUUUCACUCUAUUCGCCCCAGUAUUCAAGUUUACAGACUUCGAAUCUCCACUGGUUCUGUUUUCGUGGUGGCGUAACAAAAUAUCGUGAGGACUACCAAAAAAACUUUCGCACUAGGUAGUGAGAUGAAGGUGUCAAAACAUCUUUGAUUUAUUUAUUUAUCUUUGUCUCCACCUUUGUGAAAGUUUUAGCAAACGAAUUUUUCCGAUUCCAAAGUAGAUGAAAAUUUCAGUUUUUUCGUAAAGAUUGUUUGAAUUGAGCAACUGGAGAAUUUUUUUCAAUAAUAUCAGGGUUCAAAUAGGUCCAUUCGGUAAGUUCUAGAUAUCUAGGCAAACUUUCCUUCUUAAAGCUUAUUUUUUUCUAAAAUCAAAAAAAAAGAAGUUAUCAAAUGUUGAGUCGACCAUACGGCAAACUGUAUGGGUAAAAUAAUAAUAAACAAAUAACAUAUUUAUUAGGUAAAUGUUUUUAUUGCAAUGAUAUAUGAAGUAGUUCAAAUGUACCUUCUUAAACCGUCAACUUUACCAACAUUUAUACAUUAAAAAACAGAAAACUCCCUUGACAAAGGCAUAAUAUGGACUAAUACAGACGUAGAUCAUCUCUGAAAGUAGUUUUUGCUGCGUCGCAGUCCCACGAUGCCCCAAACAGGCUUUUAAAUUAGUGACAUUGUUUUCAGGCACAAAAAUGUUGAAAAAAAUCAAAUAUUUUGGUCAUAAAUGAAAUAUUUUGAAUUAUUGAUGGAAUUGUUGAAAAGUACAAAUGAUUGCAUAUCGUUCUUAAUGGAUUUUUGUGUUCUUACACUACAAUUUGCCUCUUUGUCGACUUGUAAAUUUAGUGGUUAAAUAAAUAUAUUGUGACAUUUUAAAUCAAAAUAUGUAGGAAAUAGUUGUUCAGAAGUAUCUAUAUAUUUACAAACUGUUAAUGAUUAUGUAAAAGAAUAAAUAUAACUUUAGUAGAGAAA
Molecule: messenger RNA, 2503 nt
Organism: Diorhabda sublineata
Lineage: Eukaryota; Metazoa; Arthropoda; Insecta; Coleoptera; Chrysomelidae
Product: S-adenosylmethionine decarboxylase proenzyme
Exons: 6
Coding region: 151-1179 (342 amino acids)
Biological process (GO): spermidine biosynthetic process; spermine biosynthetic process
Cellular component (GO): cytosol
Molecular function (GO): adenosylmethionine decarboxylase activity
Source: RefSeq, a predicted model, not a curated record